AUUAUCCAUUGGUAAACGGAAAGACGUUCAAGGUGAAAUCAUAAUUCUGUUAAUAAUUGUCUCUAUACAUAUAGAGACGACGAUAUUGUAAGAUUUACUGUUUUCCGCGUAUUACGUUUAUUCUUCAUGUCUACUUCUAAAAACAAGUUAUCUAAUGCGGUACCGAACAGACCCAUUAUAAAAUGGUUACUACGUCAAACAACACAAAUGUGCGAACUUCAGAGAAUUUGUUACGGAGAACCAUCUGGAGCACCACGGACGUUAGCUGUAGAAGAAUCUCUUAAAUUGUCUAGAAAUGCUAAUAUCAAAACUCUUGUGGCUCACUUGAAUGAUCUUGCGGAUCAGCAUGCAAUAACAACUAAAACAGAACGCAAAAUCUUAGAAGAAGCUAUCAGAACAGUGUUGGUGACUAAGAAAAUAAAUCCAACCGCGCAUCCUGAUUUUGCUAAAUCAUUUGGCAAGUGUGUAGAAUUAAUUUGGGGCUAUAGACAACUUUGCGCAGAAUGCGAAGAACUUAGAAAAACCCCGUAUGAUGCUGACAAUCCUGAACAUGAAUUGUUAUUGUUAAAAUUGUGGAACUUGUUGAUGCCUUAUGAACCUUUAGAUGCCAGAGUUACUAAACAAUGGCAAGAGAUUGGAUUUCAGGGAGAUGAUCCAAAAACAGACUUUCGAGGAAUGGGAAUUCUGGGUUUAGAAAAUUUAGUUUAUUUUGCUCAGGAAUACCCAAGUGCUGCGACGCAUGUAUUAUCCCAUUCUACUCAUCCACGUUACGGUUAUGCAUUUGCUAUUGUUGGUAUAAAUUUAACAAGUAUGGCUCUAAGAUUGUUAAGAGAUGGAACUGCUAAGACUCAUAUUUAUAAUUCUUCAAAAACUUUACCGACGAUUCGUGCCUUUCAUCAGUUUUAUUGUUAUCUGUUUUAUGAAUUUGAUGGGUUUUGGAUUGAUUCAAAACCAAGCAACAUGAUGGAGUUCUCCUCCAUACAAGAAAAAUUUGAAAAUAGUAUCAGAAUGGCAUUAGCUGAUUCGUCUACAGUCUUUAGGAUAAAUAUAUCGGUUGAUAAUGUUUAAAAUAGGUGGAAUAUUUUCUGUUGAUAAGACCAAAAAUGUCGUACAGGGAAUGAAUGUAAUGUAGAUACAUUUUCAUAAACUAUAAACGAUGUAAAACAGUUAUUUUCGAGUCACUAAGUUACAGUAAGAUGUAAAGAAGCUUAAAACAUUUCAUAUUAUAUUUUUACUUAAUGUUUCUACUGGCUUAUAUCGAUAAAACUAAUAAAAGAGAUUCAUACGUUACCUAAUGAAUUUGAAAGAGUUGAAAGAAUUCAAACAAAUUCAUUUGUUUGAUAUAAAUAAGUUGAAGUACAAUGUAUAUUACAAGUAAAUAUGUCGUUUUAAGUUUAUUUUUAUUUACUUUAAAUAAAGCGAA
Molecule: messenger RNA, 1423 nt
Organism: Osmia lignaria (orchard mason bee)
Lineage: Eukaryota; Metazoa; Arthropoda; Insecta; Hymenoptera; Megachilidae
Product: ELMO domain-containing protein 2
Molecular function (GO): GTPase activator activity
Source: RefSeq, a predicted model, not a curated record